Molecule: messenger RNA, 777 nt
Organism: Fibroporia radiculosa
Lineage: Eukaryota; Fungi; Basidiomycota; Agaricomycetes; Polyporales; Fibroporiaceae
Exons: 3
Coding region: 1-777 (258 amino acids)
Cellular component (GO): cytoplasm
Source: RefSeq, a predicted model, not a curated record
AUGGAGCAGCAAGCACGAGAACUAGCCGACAUCCUAGUGAAUCGCAUAAAUUCGACCUCAGCGACUUCCCGUGUUCUGGUUGGUCUUGCCGGAGUACCCGCGUCGGGGAAAUCUACCUUGGCGAAACUUGUUAUAGACCAAGUGAACGCUACUUUUCGAAACACUCCUGGACUCUCAGCCGAAGGAGAACCAAUACCAGCUGAUUCAGACGCAGAUGAAAACAUCGCCGUCCUGAUAGGUCUGGAUGGCUGGCAUCUCACACGAGCUCAGCUAGAUGCUAUGCCCGAUCCUCAACGUGCACAUGAUCGGCGAGGAGCGCAUUGGACGUUCGACGGGGAGGGAUUUGCCAAGUACGUGCAAGCCUUACGCGAGCCUCAUCUACCGUCAUCUGCACCUAGUGCGCAUCUUAAAUCAUCAGCAAUUUACGCACCUUCCUUCGACCACGCCCUCAAAGAUCCUUCAUUCAACGCAAUACCCGUAUACCCCCAUCAUCGUUUAGUCUUGAUCGAAGGUCUCUACCCGUUCCUCAACUUUUAUCCAUGGAAAACAGCAGCCGAAUUGCUAGAUGAGCGCUGGUGGCUAGAAGUAGGUGAUGCAGAGGCGGAAAGACGCCUUGUAGCGCGACAUGUGCACACCGGUGUUGCCAAAGAUCUUGCUGAAGCAAACUGGAGAUCACGAGAGAACGAUGUACCAAAUGGCCGUUUCAUAAAGGAGCACAUGCUAGAGCCGACGAGGGUCAUUCAGAGCGUAGAUGAUCCCAAGCUGACAGUACUAUAA